Molecule: messenger RNA, 3081 nt
Organism: Pestalotiopsis fici W106-1
Lineage: Eukaryota; Fungi; Ascomycota; Sordariomycetes; Amphisphaeriales; Sporocadaceae
Exons: 1
Coding region: 1-3081 (1026 amino acids)
Source: RefSeq, a predicted model, not a curated record
AUGAGUUACAGCCCGCGUAGUCCGGCUGACGUGCUCGCGGCACGCCCCAACGGUGCCCCAAGUCGCAUCCCAGUCCACUCCAUCGUGGGCCACAAGAGGACAGGAUCUGGUCGCAUCGAGUACAAGGAGAACAUAAUCGACGAGGAAGGUGCCCCCUUCUCACCGAAAGAGCUUCUGGGAGGAAGCGCGACCAAGCCAAGGUCCCCCUUCAGCCCGAUCGCACAUCCAGUCUCGAGAUUGGGCCGAAACAACCCGUCUAGGCUGAGCUGGCAAGCCCCCGAGUCGCCUCACGACUCCCAGAUCCCACGACCAAAGAUCUCUGCAUCUAACUCCGACCAUCUCAACGGCCAUCGAAGUGCAGGCUCACCUAUGCCAUCACCGGCCGACAGUGGCCGUCGGCGACGCCAGCCUCUAGGAUUGAAAGCCGCAUUCCAGCUCGCCGAGGUACAAGAGUCAAGAGAACGGAGCGGCUCCUCGUCUUCGAGUGAACCGAUCGAUCUGAGGAAAGCUUUUGAACUGGCCAAUGCCGAGGCGAAUGCAGUGGCGGUGGGAUCACCUAGCCCGGCUCCUCGUUCCUAUCGACGUAGGGAGUCGAUGGACACGAGAUCGAAUCAAUAUUUUGGCAGUGUUGGCGGCAUUGACCUCGGCCAGCGCCUGAAACAGUUCGACAAGAAUCACCAACUUGGUAGUGGCCAUGGAGCUUCUGAUGGACUUUUUACAACCAAGGGGCGCGCGGCAGUGCAAGUACCAGAUAAACGCAGCCAUGUGGAACGCCCACCAGAUGAGGGGGGCGGGAUCUCGGAUCAGGGCGUCGCUGAGCCUGAUGGUGCUCUUCCGUCUCCCGACUUUGAUCCUUUGCCGCCAGUUGACUAUGAAGACGAGGACGACUUUGGUAGCUCUCCGAUUGUGCGGCCUACUAAUCCGUCACCAGAGAAGAGUUUCAACUGGGACCUGGAUGCUGACUUCACAGCUGGUGAUCUGCAGGUAUCCGAUAGUCCUCGGAUAAAACUGGGCAGAAACAACAGCGCCAUCAAUGAUGCACCAGCAAACGGGACUCCACCGAAACGGACCAACGAUAAGCUCGAUAAGAUCCGGCAGCUGGAAAUCGAGGCUGCCAAUGCUGAGAUUCCCGAGGAAGAAUCUAGUCUCAUGUCAAGAAAAACAAAUCCUAGAUUGGACGAGAUUAGAGCACGGGAAAUGGUGGCAUUCUCUCCUCGGGCUAUGGCUCAGAGCAAAUUGGACGAGAUUCGCGCAAAAAAUGCCGAGGCUCGGUCUCGUUCAUCAUCACCUGAAGAAGCAAGGAAUUUUGGUGUUCAACCUACUCGAGAAAAGCCAUGGAGCUUUAGUAAGGAUAGGGAAAAUGGCAACCUCGAAGUCGGCAAAUCUGUUUCACCCAGGCAUAAUGCCCGACUUGACAAAUCGACAAGUGUAGAUGCUCGAAACCGAGGAACAAAGGAGAGUCCUUCUUCAAAGCAAUAUCAGCUAGACAUCAGAGACGAUUCUUAUGACCUGCUUCGCCGACUGACAGAGGCAACGAGCCCGCCCCAGAAGAACCCUACACAAUCUCGGGAGCCUCAAGUGUCUAUUGCGCCUGCUAUUGACGAAAUAUCAAGGGAAGCCGAAAAACAGUACCCACGUCCAUCUCACGAGGAACAACAUUCUGGGGACAUGCGAGUUAAGAGCUCCAGAGACAGACUCGGGGUUAACCUCCCCGGCAUGCUUAAGAGGCAUGCCGCUUCCUCAGAAACCGACCCUGUCGAUCGAAUCGAGGCCGAAAUGGAUCUCUUUGCGCUGGCUAAGUCCCAGUCGGAAAAGAGUUCACAGCGUGCUCCUUCGCCCGGUCUUUCGGAGAGGUCUGAGCCAAUCGAAGAAACACCAAAGCCCAAGAAUCGUGUUGACCCUCUGACACUUCCAACACCUCGCGUGACAGGGGCAUAUGUCGAAACUCCAGCCACGGUUAAGGUCAAGGUUGAGAGGGACUUUGAUUGGUCCGAUGUCGAGUCAGACACGGCAGCCUCACAGACGAAGAUAUUUCCCAAGCAAACAGCAGAUCCGAAGGAAUGGAAAGGCAAACACGGAGACAACGACUCUUCCAAAGGAAAAGUUAAUCGGCGUAGUAAGCGUCGAGUGAAACGUCGACAACCACUUGUCAAUACCGCCAAAAUACCAACCGUUAAAGAAGAUCUUCGCUUGAUCAGGCGCCAAAAUCACAUUGAAGAUUCGACUUUGGAUGAUUUUGAUGAGCUACUUGACAGCUUGGAUGUUGAAACAGUUGAGCAACAGCAACUGGACGACGACACUAUCAAGAGCGAAGACGACUUUGAUGCGAAACUCGGCCUGACAGAACAAGAGCGAGAACAGUUGGCAUAUGUUCGGAUGAGCAAGUCGCUGAAGACGGGUCUUCAAGGUAUCCGCUCUGCCAAGCAGGGCAUCGAACGCUUAGAAGACAGGAUAUCACAUUCCAAGCACAAGUCGAUGCACGACCAAGUUUCAACGAGCCUCGAGACACCAGGUGUAACGCUGGUACACCACCCGUCACUCGGUGAAUCCUAUGUCGCAUUGCCACUAUUCUAUCACCGCUACCCCAGAUUCCGACUUACGCCACUGGGCCUCUUCACCCUUCUGGUAGCCAUUUGGUACACUAUCGAAUCUGUCUUCUGUUCCCUAUACGUCGACACCUACGAAUGCCCUCGAGGAAUGACCUGCGACUGGUCACCGAAUGAGCCCUACUUUCCAUAUGCAGCACCCUUCAUGCUUGACGAGUGGAUCAGCGGCGGCAAGGGACGUUCGUUAGUAUGGCGUGUUGGUGAGGAAAUCGGCGAUGUGGCCGCCGAGGUAGCUGAUUGGGCUACCGGCCAUGACUUCACCAAGGACGAAGUCAUGUACAUGAAUAUUUGGGAUAGGCGUAGGCACAGGCGCAGACUGCACAAGCGUGGCCUGCAUAGAAAGUGGAUCGAGCCCAUACAACACAGGUUCAAGUUUCAAGCUUGGCGCGAGUCAUGGAAUGAAAAACAACGCGAGAUUGAUGAGGGCAUACCCAUUUGGGAAGACGAAAGUAUGAAUGGAGAUGAAGCAUUAUAA